CCUUCAUAUAAUAAUGUGGAGAUAUAUUAUAUAUUACUCAAUCAUUCCCACGUGUCGUCAAACUCCUUCAUAUAAAUAAUGGGGAGAUAUCAUUUUAUUACUCUACCGCUCCCCAACUAAAUGUUACACGAAAAAUAAAUAGAGAAGAGUCUCGAAAUUCCAAACAUAUGGAACUGGACCAUCCCUUGGGUCACAGCAAUAACGUGUCACUUCACAUCCAGAAUGCCGACGAGUCGUUCGACGUCCUCGACAAGGGCAUUCCCAGCAGCAGCGACAGCGUCCAGAACAAGCUAGCCUGGCUCCGCUCUCAGAUCAUCGGCGGCGCAGCGGAGUUCGACACACCCUUUGGGCGCCGCCGCCUCACCUACGCCGACCACACCGCCUCCGGCUGCGCCCUCCGCUGCAUCGAAAAUUACAUCACCACCACUUUCCUCCCCUUUUACGGCAACAGUCACACUAGCGACAGCCACGUGGGCAGCCACACGACGCGAAGGAUCCGCGAGGCCGCGGACUACGUGAAGAAGUGCCUGGGCGGCGGGGAAGGGGACGCCCUGUUGUUCUGCGGGUCGGGUGCCACGGCGGGCGUGAAACGCCUCCAGGAGGUGAUGGGGAUAGCCGUGCCCUCGACGCUGAGAGAGCGAGUGAUGGGAUGUCUAAGGGAAGAGGAGAGGUGGGUAGUGCUUGUGGGGCCCUACGAGCACCAUUCCAACAUCCUGUCCUGGCAACAGACCCUGGCCGAGGUGGUCGAGAUCGGAAUCAACCCACACGGCCUCCUUGACAUGGACGAUCUCAGGGAGAAGCUCGCUCUCUACAGAUCCAAAAACCGCCCCAUCUUGGGCUCUUUCUCGGCCUGCAGCAACGUCACCGGAAUUCGUACCGACACGCUGGCCGUAGCGCGGCUUCUGCACGAGCAUGGGGGGUUCGUCUGUUUCGAUUUUGCAGCCAGCGGGCCAUACGUGAAGAUAGACAUGAGGUCGGGCGAAAUGGAUGGGUAUGACGCAAUUUUCCUGAGUACGCACAAGUUCGUGGGGGGUCCCGGCUCGCCUGGGAUUCUACUGAUGUGCAAGACCCUGUAUCGGCUGGGUUCUUCGCCCCCAUCCACCUGUGGGGGAGGCACAGACACCAUAUACAUAGACAACAUAGAGGAAAGGGAAGACGCGGGAACACCACCAAUCAUCCAGAAAAUAAGAGCCGCAUUGGCUUUCUGGAUAAAGGAGUACAUAGGCUAUAAGGCCAUAUCAAGGCUGGAGAAAAACUACAUAGGGAGAGCUCUCGAAAGACUCGGGCGAAACCCUCACAUUCAGAUUCUUGGGAACACGAACAAGGCUGUCAAGAGACACGCCAUCUUGUCUUUUCUCGUGCUCUCAACCACAGACAUAUCAAGCAAAAACGAGGGGAAGCUGGGCCUCGACUUUUGGAGGGAGACUGGGAACACGUUGACUAAGCCCCUGCACGGGCCUUUUGUGGCCAAACUUCUCAAUGACCUGUUUGGCAUUCAGGCCCGUGGGGGCUGUGCUUGUGCUGGGCCCUACGGGCAUAGGCUACUCAAUGGUUAUACCGGGAUAAAGCCCGGGUGGACGAGGGUGAGCUUUCCGUACUACAUGUCAGAGGAAGAAUUUGAAUUUAUCUUAUCAGCCAUUGAAUUCAUAGCUGUUUAUGGCCAGAGGUUCUUGAGUUGGUAUCACUUCAGCUGGACAACGGGCGUUUGGACAUUCAACAGUAAAGCUCUGAGGGGCAAUUACGUAAACCGUAUCCUUGACGGGCCAUCCUUAUCGUGCAUGAUCAAGGCACUGAACAUGGAAGCUAGUAAUGAAGAUCAGGUGUGCUUGAAAAAGGACGAUGUGCUUUGCAAAUAUAUGAGCUAUUUUGACUCUGCAAAGAGGAUAGCUGGACUCUUACCGAAAUUCCCACCACACAGAAAAAUACCAGCGGAUAUUGACGUUGAUCUUGUGCCCUUUAGGGUUUAGAUUAGUUUAUUUAUUUAUUUUAUUUUU
Molecule: messenger RNA, 1994 nt
Organism: Striga asiatica
Lineage: Eukaryota; Viridiplantae; Streptophyta; Magnoliopsida; Lamiales; Orobanchaceae
Source: the annotation of a GenBank genome assembly